AUGGCACGACUUUUGGCUAUACCACCAGAAGUGAUGGAUGUCAUCCGCGAAUUCGUGGACGACAACGAUUUGAAAGCUCUCCGCACGACUUGCCGAGAUCUCUGUACUAUCUUCAAUAAGCGGUUUGCUGAAGCAUAUCUUAGUAACCUCUCCCUCGUCCUCUGCGAGUACAGCCUUCGAAGCAUACUUGACUUGGUAGAUCAUCCGGUGCUCGGCCAACAUAUCGAGAGCAUAACCUUUGGAACACAUUAUCUUCCAUAUCAUGACAAGUUGUCCGAGAAGCUACAGGCUCGUGCUAAGGCACAGGCACAAUUCAUCGAUCGGAACGAACAUGUAGCUAUGCUUUCCGAAGCUUUGAGGCGCCUCAAUAGCCACAGCAUUAGCGUCAGACUUGGCAUACAUGACGACCUUGCUAAGUUGGAGAGGAAGGACACUAUGGAAAGCAUGGAUGUACUAUUGCAGAAAGGCUAUGGAUUCGACAUCUGUUUUGGCGAUCUGCGUGACUUCAGCUUUCUGCGCCCAGAUGCUGGACGAACAUUUCGCUCGAUCUGUCAGGCAGCCCAUCAAGCAGAAUACUCAAUAUCUCGAAUGCAGAUGAAUCUAUGCGACCAAGUUUCAUUUCCAUUGUGGGGAAUUGAACAAGACUCAACACAUAGGCUUGAUGGCGCUAUUGAUGACUUCCUCAGCAUUGCUGCGCCCUCCCAGGGAUUUUCGCUCAUGCCGGAAAGACUGAUCAUACCGGGAAAGUCAUUGACAUUCGUCAGUCAUAUACCAUCAGCAGGCACAGCAUCGAGUGUGCUUCUAAAUACCCAUGGUCCGCGCUUUGUGUUUAGUACUUUGGGCGCAGAUGCAUCCGAAGACAUUGAUUCACAACGCAAAGCCAGGUUCGACAAUGACUUUUUACAUGACUGUGGUUCAAUUCUCGAUGCAUGUUUCUACACUACUGGCCUUCGGGAAGUCUCGCUUUCCAAAUGCUGUGUGGACAUGGAGUUCCUGUUGCACUUUCUGAGAGAUCAACAAGGGAGUCUACGUUGGCUCGUGCUGCGUGAGCUAGAUGUUGACUUCCCCGAGGAGGACGAUGAUCCUGAAGGACAGCAAAGCCCUUUGGCCUUGCUGGUGCAGAUCAGAAACAUGAGCCACCUAGAGUUCUUGAUGAUGCAGGAGCUGAAAAGCAAGAGAGACACGAGCAGGGGCAUUGGCCCACGUCUGGGAAUGUUCCAGGGCAAAAGGAUACAGCCAGCGCUACGAACAUAUAUUCAAAGAGAAGAUCUGAUCAACAACUUUGUUCAGAACGAUCAACCGAUACCGGAUGGCCUCAUCGAUCCUGAAAUUCCAGAGGCUGUCAGGGCAAGAUUGACAUACUACGACGAUCCCGACGCAGAAUGA
Messenger RNA from Aureobasidium subglaciale EXF-2481, 1386 nucleotides. RefSeq lists its product as uncharacterized. Lineage: Eukaryota; Fungi; Ascomycota; Dothideomycetes; Dothideales; Saccotheciaceae. The record is from RefSeq and is a predicted model, not a curated record. Gene Ontology annotation, molecular function: protein binding. The coding region runs from base 1 to 1386 and encodes 461 amino acids. The transcript has a single exon.